AUGGAUGCAAAAAUUCCACGAGUGUUACUCAGCAUAGCAUUAGCGGCUAUGCUGCCUAUGGCUUCGCUAAAUAGUCAAGAUGAAGUAGCAAAAGAAAAUACACCGCAUUCGCGCCAAAAAAGGUUGCUGUGGAUCACAAACGACGGUCGAUUGGCUUUACCUCCUGGCACUACAAUGACAAUUACACCUUCAUUAUCUCUUCCAUUCGUUAGGCAUCCACCAGUAGGAUUUUUAUCUAAUAUGACGAUGGCAUUUCCUUUUAGCAUUGACUUCGACAAACUAGGUUUAACGGAUAAUGAAAAUCCUUUUGGUGAUUUCCCACCAAUUUUGUCAAGGUCUAUGGGAAGAGCCGCUGUUUCAGUGAUAGCCGAUUAUAUUGGCGAAUAUUUAAAUAGAAGACGGGGAAAACGAUCAGUAAUAACCAUGACUCCCGAACAGGAGAAGGCAGCGCUCGAAAAAUUGUAUGGAGGAGAGAGGGCCAUAUUGUAUGGAAUUGCUGAAGAUAUGUUAGCCAACUUUGGGCUAUCAGGCAAGGAGUGUUUGUUACGAGCUAUUUGCGAAAUUCAAGCGCAUCCUUUAAAAAAUUUCGGUUUUCUAGGAGAAGUCAUGAAGCUUUUCUUUACGCCAAGUAAGUCGCCGUAUGCAGGUUUGAUGGACGAGUAUGUGGAGGCUCAAAGGGCAGGCGAAGCAGGAGGCGAGUGUUGGCCCUACUACCGUCUAUGUCCUAAGAGUAUCUUUGAGUCUUCAAACAAAUAUUCGAAGGAAGCAGAUGACUUACACAGGCGACAAGAACACGACGAUAUCGAAGAGAACAAAAUAGAAGAUGUACAGGCAAUGUAG
Messenger RNA from Arctia plantaginis, 840 nucleotides. NCBI's taxonomy places the organism in Eukaryota, Metazoa, Arthropoda, Insecta, Lepidoptera, Erebidae. The record is from the annotation of a GenBank genome assembly.